Molecule: messenger RNA, 4364 nt
Organism: Nematostella vectensis (starlet sea anemone)
Lineage: Eukaryota; Metazoa; Cnidaria; Anthozoa; Actiniaria; Edwardsiidae
Product: receptor-type tyrosine-protein phosphatase R
Exons: 16
Coding region: 55-2085 (676 amino acids)
Biological process (GO): protein dephosphorylation
Molecular function (GO): protein tyrosine phosphatase activity
Source: RefSeq, a predicted model, not a curated record
UAUUUUCACUCAACGUUCGGAGUCGUGGCGAGAAAGAGUUGUGAUGGAGGGAAGAUGGUUGUUCGUCUUUUCGAAUUUUUACUCUUGUUACCCUUUUUGUUUCCGAAGAAUGGUGUAAUAGCAUUGAAGCUUAGUCAUCCAGUGAGUGAAUUGGCGUACGCUGGUUCGUACAGUCAAAAUGACAUGGAAAUACCUGAGUUUUACCGUAAUAAUCGCCACGAGAACGACCCCAGAGACACAGAGCUACGUAGGAUAUAUCUAUCGCCAAAUAAGAAUUCUAGAACACUUGUUCUACGCAGAAUUCUAAACUCGAAAACAUCGGAAGAUCGCAUUAAAAUCCGCGAUGUUGUUUCGAACCUGUCGGAAAGAAGAAAGAAUAUUACUUCCAAAAAGACUGGGAAAAUUAUGGAGGAUGUUCCACGGAGAUAUGUUAUAGUCUUGAAUAUUGGUACCAACCAGAAAGAGUUUUCAUUAUACCAAGAAAAAGCAUUCAGUUCAAAACUAUCUCAAAGCCUGAAGAGGUAUUUCUUUCCUGGUGCUUACUGCAAAAUACUCCACAACACCCCGAUAAGUCUUUCUAAAGUCCAGCUGGAGGUGUACUGCAAAUCAACCAGAGAAGUUUCUCUUCCAAACUUUAUCCCAGCACCAGAUGUCACACGAUCUCUAGACACCUUUGAAAUGCGGCCCUUUCUAAAGCAGUUCAAUGUCACUGCAUAUGGAAUAAAGGAGUCCCCAGAGAUGGAUCUUGCUGUUUACCAAGAGAUGUGGUUUCCUGUGGCAGUGGUAGCAGGGAUGAGUGUCCUUCUUAUCAUCUUGGCCAUUGUCUGCCUGCUUGUGUGUCGCCGGCGCAUGUCAUCCAGCGCUGAGGAGGAGCUCAAGCAGACAAAGCAGGUGGACCCAGAGAAGCUGCUGUACCCUGCAGUCCACCCAAUCAAGACCAUGUCUGCCAGUAUGAUCCAACCAGAGGCUGGGCGAGUGUAUACCAUUGCUGGCAUGCCACCCAAGCCUAGAAAAUGGACAGGCUCACAUCUCUCAUUAUCUGAUAGACGUGGUUCUAAAGCAUCCCUGGUUCUUGACCUGACAUCUUCGUCUACUGACCUUGGCCCGGGUUCACCUGCACCUAGUAUACGAGAAAGUCCUGUUGAGGAAAAGCUUUCAGCAAAAUCCAAACUGAUUACCUUUGAAGAACUUGGAGAAUGUGUUGACAAUACAAAGCAAUUAUAUGCAGAAUUUUGGGAAAUUCCAAUGAAUCACCCUCCAGCAGAGGAGAGAUUACCAGGAUCGAGUUAUCGCAAUAGAUAUCCAUCAAUCCUACCAAAUUCGAGGACAAGGGUGUCCCUGCCACAAAUUCCAGAUGAUCCGUUAUCUUCCUAUAUAAACGCAAAUGUUUUAAAGGGCUAUGGAGAAGAGAUAAAUGCAUUCAUAGCGACUCAAGGACCACUUUCCUGUACUGUGAACGACUUCUGGCGGAUGAUAUGGUACCACCACUGUCCAAUUAUCGUCAUGAUUACCAAACUAAAAGAGAGAAAUGAGACCAAGUGCGAGCGAUACUGGCCCGACCCUACGUUUAGAAUGCAAGAGAAGUAUGGCGAUAUUGUUGUUACAUUCGACUCUGCUCUUGGUCGAGACGGCUACCAGAUCACCUCACUCUACAUAAGCCAUUCGCAGUCUUUAGAGUCCCCGCGGCGACUGUACCACUACUGGUACACGGCGUGGCCUGACCAUGGGGUGCCAGACUCGCCACGUCAGCUGCUGCAGCUAGUGGACGAGGUGCACCUCGCACAAGACCGAGACGACGGCAAGACAGGGCCUGUCGUGGUGCACUGUAGCGCUGGAAUAGGAAGAACUGGAUGCUUCGUUGCCACCAGUAUCGGCAUCAAACAAAUUCAAAAAGAAAAUAAAGUUGAUAUUUUAAAGAUUGUAUGCGGCAUGCGAAUGGAAAGGGGAGGUAUGGUGGAGACAGACUCUCAGUACGAAUUCGUCUACCGCGCACUUUAUCAUCACUGGCGGCAGCUACGCACUUCAGGAGGACGACGCAGUACAGCGGGAGAUGUAGUACUAGAAGCCAUGUUCGAUGACAAGUAAUCUCCUACUUCACGCAACUCCGUCCAGCAAUGAACACUACUUUGCACUCAAGAGAUUUUGUUGCCUGUUACUUGAAAUCCAUGAAUCUGCUCUCAUACCGCAUUGUGGUUAAUACUAUUCUGCUCUCUCUAUAUGAAGUCGUCUGUUACUUGGAAUCCAUUUUCAAGCACAAGUGAUCUACUCAUUAUACUCCUGAGUGAUAAACGCUAUUCUGUACUCAAGGAUUUUCUCAUAGGAAACCUGGAUCAUAGACUAGCUUAAAUUUUCGUGACAAAGCGUAUGAACACCUGACUGUCCCACCAGCGUGAACUACAAUAUCUGUCACGUGAUGGUAUCACUUGUCAUUCGAACAUCAGCAAACUUCCUUAGCCAUGUCAUCGCUUGCUAUCAGGUGAUCGUAUUGCACUUUGUCAUGUGAUCAUCAGAACCCAUCACUUGAUUGACUUCAACAGGUAACCAGACUACCUUGACCAUUACAAGGUCCAAUGUUUGGCGCUUUUCCUCGCCAAAUUCUUCAGCUAAAUGGACCAAGGAUGGAUAACUGUGAAACACCACAUACAUGAGCUACAGGCUGCACUUACCUCAAAGCCAUAUCACACGUGCUACUUACUUAUUUUAGAAUGGUUAUAACGUGUCUUAUUUAUCAGACCGUGAAGCAUACGAUUUCCGCCUACCGUCUAAAAAUCGGGUUUUGCUGCGUUUGAUCAGCUCUAAAUGCAGAACUCAUAAUUUCUGUACUUUAAAUUUUGCAAGACAUUUUGGCUUAUUCUAGUACAAUGCUGUUGAGUGGCAUCCCAAUUUUAAAUAUUCCUAAUAUGUUGUACUCUAUCAAUCUCUACAGGAUAUAUUGAUCUUUUAUUCACAUUUUUAGCCUGGAAUCCGCGCUGGUCGCAGAGUCCCAGUUGUAAAUGAUGGGCGUAACGUGACGUUUCAUCAUGUUCAAGAAAUUAUUAUUCAAAUUAUUUAUCGCUUGCAUGUUUUCGCUUUUUCUCGUAUUUAACAGGACAUCCAUUGUAUUGAACUUCCAGUAAAUUGCUCAAUGUAUUUUUCGGAGACAAAGGGGGCACAUGCACCCCCACAUCUAGGGUAACGCCCAUGUUCUGACUCGUUUGAAAGACGCAAAUGAAAUAAUACUUUUAAAAUGUAGCUAGACUUGAUCACGAGCUUAGGUAAAAUAUUACUCAAAUGCAUUUUUGAUACUAUUUUACUCUUUUUGAAAAGAGCACCUUUCUAUUAGAAAACAGAGCGGUUAGUUUUCUCAUUGCUACUGUCGUUAAUAAUUGUUAGAUUUAGGCCGUACUGUAUGAUGCAAAUCGUGCGGUUCUUGGGUUGAGUUAUUUAAUUAUCCGUGGCACGACUGGGAGGAAUAUUAUAACGCCCGAUUUAUACGUUGCGCUCUUGCCAUGGCGAAUCUAAUUGUCUAUUAGUAUAAACACAAAUGCAUUAAGUUCAACGUUGAUUCAGAAAUUGCGCUCAAUAGGUUGCAAGUGCUCAAUGUUGAAUCUGGGGUGGAACUUCUGUUUCACAAAAUCAAAAUUAAUAUGCUAUUUCAUAUGACACAUCAGCAGUUCGAUGUAUUAAUAGGUGUCGACGUUUGACUGGUGCGGUCGUUCCCAGAACCAUGCCGAACUUAACGUGUUAACAAUCCAAACAAAUGGAUUCGGCACGGCAGGAGCGCGACGUAUGAAUCGGGCCUUAGCCAUCUCAAAUCGUCCACUAGAUAUUUAUAUAGUGGAAAAUGAUAUCUUAAAAUCGUAGUAAAACAACAAAAUAUUAUUUCAAAAGACAUAAAUACAGGAGUUGUAUAAAAAGAACUGCGGCAGGAAAAAGCGAAACCUAUACUGACCCCUCUGGAAGCAACGAUGCACCAGAACGUGAAGGAAACCUCUUCGGAAGUUUUUGUCAAUCGUAGCAGUCGUUUCUCGCAUCAUUAUUGACUCACUUUCUUGAACCUUGAUUUCUGGUGGCCAUGGAAGGUGUGUUCUCGUGGAUGACACGUUACCGCAAGAAUAACACAUUUCAAAAGAUAGGCCGGAAAACAGAAGACGUGCUAAGUCAUUAGAACCAUUCCUAUGAAGCUUUUUGCUGUACCGCCGUUCUCCCGUACCAACUCCCGAUAGCGUAUUUUAGCACAAAAAUGGCUAUAUAUAAACAAUUUGUCACAAAGGUAUUUUAUUUUAAUCAAUUGUACAUUUAUUGGAGAUCCAAUCUCCGUCCGGAAAGGAACAAAUGUGUAUAGGAAUGUUUCUCAAGGCAAUAAACGAAUGUUGUGAAAAGGC